Messenger RNA from Pieris macdunnoughi, 969 nucleotides. Lineage: Eukaryota; Metazoa; Arthropoda; Insecta; Lepidoptera; Pieridae. The record is from the annotation of a GenBank genome assembly.
AUGAAUUACGAACAACACAACGAAGUUUCCACCUCAUACAAACAUAGCGAGUGCAAACCCGACUUCUUCUACCCUGAAGAGAAGAAAUCAAAAAUCGACGAUGCUCAAAUGUAUUCUUUAUCCACACCAUUUUCAGUCAAAGACAUUUUGAACAUUAACCAGACUUAUUAUGAACGGAAUGACGUUUGGAAGCCCGAACGAAGCCAGGAUUAUGAGAGACUGUACCAUCAAAGCAAUUAUUGUUCGGAGUACUUCAAUCAAGUGUAUCCGAUGCACAACGAGUACUGGAACGGGGAAUAUGAGAACAAAGAGGGAUAUUACAAUUAUAAUUCGUAUUGUCAGAAUUUGUACCAUCAUGAACAGUACCAGGAGAUGCCACAAAUGCCUAAAUUGGAUGUCGAUAUGUCUGAACCACCCGGGCUCGCAGACGUAUCAGUACCACAACCUCACUUACCAAUAGAUAAUAAAUUUACUGCUAUGGCCAGGAAAACAAUGAAAAUGCCAACGAUCACGACAAAGCCAGAAAAAACAAAAGACAAAAGCACAAAACGAAAACCCAGAAUACUCUUUUCACAAAGCCAAGUCCACGAUUUAGAAGUCCGAUUCAAUACCCAAAGAUAUUUAACAGCGCCCGAACGUGAAGAAUUAGCUAAGAAACUGAACUUAACACCAACGCAGGUGAAAAUAUGGUUCCAGAACAGAAGAUACAAAAGUAAAAGGAUAAAAUCACCGGAAGUCUCGACAUCCACAGACGCAAAACCGAAAACAUUGAGGAAGUUAUACAAACCAGAGACUAGAGAUAAUCAAAACUACAUUCAGAAUCAGCAUGAUAUCAAUUCCACCUUAUAUUUGGAAGAUACCUAUGAUAGUGAGAAGUUCUACAAUCGAAUAGAUGAAUCCAACUUUUACACGACGGAUGUCAAAGAUGUGGAGAUGAAGAAAUAUUUUCCUAAUAAUUAUGUUUGUUAA